Messenger RNA from Fusarium odoratissimum NRRL 54006, 411 nucleotides. RefSeq lists its product as uncharacterized. The record is from RefSeq and is a predicted model, not a curated record. The coding region runs from base 1 to 411 and encodes 136 amino acids. The transcript has a single exon. Lineage: Eukaryota; Fungi; Ascomycota; Sordariomycetes; Hypocreales; Nectriaceae.
AUGAAACCAGCCGUCGCACAGCGAACUCUGCCUCGCAAAUUUGGAGAGCAGCCUCUCUCUCAGCAACGGCCCAUUCUUCGACCUGUCGGGGUCCGCCCAUACCUCUGGGGAGCAAACUGGGGAACGCUCUUGGCAGGUACCACGUAUCGAAAUGAUCAGCAAAAUCCUCGCCGCGAGAAACAGCAAUGCAGGGCUCGGCAACUCGGUCAUGCCACACCUUGGUCAACGCUCUUCACGCAUUUAUGCGCCCCUGGUCCUCGACCGCGGCCACGCCCAUGGACUCGAGAAGAUGUCGCAGUUUUCCAGCGUCAGUUAUGUCGGGCCAGCCAUCCAAGUCGAAUAUACCCGAUGAUCCGGUCUCGUAAAGGCGCUCGCCCUUGUCAUCAGCCCCGCGCCCAUCGUCCCUAUUGA